Clarias gariepinus (North African catfish) is the source of this 3984-nucleotide messenger RNA. It is a transcript of the gene prlra, whose product is annotated as prolactin receptor a. The coding region runs from base 126 to 1883 and encodes 585 amino acids. The transcript is spliced from 9 exons. Gene Ontology annotation, cellular component: membrane; external side of plasma membrane. NCBI's taxonomy places the organism in Eukaryota, Metazoa, Chordata, Actinopteri, Siluriformes, Clariidae. Gene Ontology annotation, biological process: cytokine-mediated signaling pathway. Gene Ontology annotation, molecular function: cytokine receptor activity; protein binding. The record is from RefSeq and is a predicted model, not a curated record.
GACCCAGACCCAGCUCUAACACUGUAAUCACUGGUGUUUAUAUUUAAUGAUGUCCCUGAUGUCCCGGAGCAGAACUUCUGUCUGAGGCUGGAGGAGAGUCAAAGUUUCUGCAGAAAUCCUUUUCCAUGAUGAGGCUCGAACCCGGGCUGAUCCUGGUUUUCCUUCUCAUCUUCCCGUCACUGUCUGCUGGUCUCCGUGCUCCUGAUCAACCCCGCCUGACGAGCUGUCGCUCACCCGAGAGGGAGACGUUCACCUGCUGGUGGGAGCCGGGUGGCAGUGGGGAUCUGAACACCACCUACGCCCUCUACUACCGCCUGGAGGGAUCAGAGAAAGUGAACGAGUGUCCGGAUUAUAAAACAGCAGGACCGAACUCGUGUUUCUUUAAUAAGAGCGACACCUCCCUGUGGGUGGAUUACAACAUCACCGUGGUGGCCACGAACUCCAGGGGCGUGAGUGUUUCCGAGCCGGUCGUGGUGGACGUCGCUAACAUCGUUCAGCCCAACACCCCGGAGAGUGUGACGGUGGAGGUGAUGGACGAUGGUGAAUUUAAAGCUCCGUUCCUGCGUGUGAUGUGGGAGAAGCCGCAAUCUGCAGACACUCGCUCCGGCUGGAUCACGCUCAUCUACCAGCUCCGCGUCAAACAGGGCAAAGACGACACCUGGGAGGAGUACGACGCUGGGAUGCAGAAAUACUACAACGUCUUCAGCCUGCUUUCGGGUAAAGAGUACAUGGUGCAGGUUCGCUGUAAACCGAACCACGGCUUCUGGAGCGAGUGGACGAGGCCCGUGUACGUCCAGAUGCCUGAGUUCCUGGACCACGAGCGCUCGGUGUGGAUCCUGGUGGCGGUUUUCUCAGUCUUUGUCCUCCUCGUCCUCAUCUGGACCGUGAGCCUUAAGAGGAACAGUGUGAAACAGUGUCUGCUGCCUCCUGUUCCCGGACCCAAGAUCAAAGGAUUCGAUGAACAGCUGCUCAAAAGUGGGAAAUCAGAGGAAAUAUAUAAUGCGCUGGUGAUCCACAGUUUCCCGCCAACCAACUACGAGGAGCUGCUAGUCGAUUAUCUGGAGGUUUGCGAUGAUUAUGGAUCACAAGACCUGAUUUUGGACUCCAAACAGCCGCUCGUGGCAUCAGUGAAGUCCACAAGCACCUCCUCUGACAGCGAUUCGGGCCGGGGAAGCUGCGACAGCCGAACCCUGCUGAUGGACAAAAGUGCAGGUGGAAGGAAUGAGGGCGGAGCCAAGCAGGCCGACUGGGUUUCCAUAGAGCCUGGCAGAGAAGAAGGAAAAGCCUGGACAUGGAAUAACAUAUUCUCGACACAUCAGCUACACCCUGAGCACCGCUAUUAUCAGCAGGUCCAUCCACAGCAGGUCCAUCCACAGCAUCCACAGGACACCAAAUCCACCUAUCACAACGUUCCUGACAUUUCCUGCAUCUCCUUAUCGGUGCAAAUCAGCAAAAUUCCCGAAAAUCAGCUCGGAGAACUUCUGAACAAACCUCGAGACUGUGACUACGCUCAUUCCGGCAUCAUGGAGGCCGGUGAGCCCCAGCCCAACGGUUCCCAAUGCACGGACUACGUAGAGGUGCAGACGGUUGAUCAGGAAAACGUCCUCCAUGUCCAACCGCUCUCAGACCGCGAGGAGCGAAUCCAGGAUCCUUCAGACUCUUCAUCCGGGGAGAAUUACAGUAAGGUGCAAGAUGUGAUCUCAGACAAUCUGCUGCUGCUGCAGAGAGACAUGAGAAGCGUUCCGCAGUGUUCCGGGGAUCUCCAAUGCCACACACUUCAGCAGGAGAACCAUCAGACGUGUAAAUCAAACACACUCUUGUCCUCGCCGUCCAUUUUGCUGGGAGGUAACGGAUACGUCGACUCAAGCAUGAUGAUCUCUUAACAUCUCCAAGAUAAGAGCUUUCAGGGACAAAUCGAUGGACAGGUAAUCUGCUAUCCACUUGUGGUUCUGAAAGUUCACCAGAAGUUCUGAGAAGGUAUGCCAGAUACCUGGGGAUAAACGUCUGUACUACAGAACCAAAGCCCAUGUUAAACGUUGCAGGCUCUGCUUGGGUGGUGCUUGCGUCGGAAGGAGCGAACUGAACUGGAGUACCAGAUUCCAAAGAUGUUUCGUAGCGGAGACUUAAGCGUGCAGGCGGCUUAACCGCAAUCAGUCAAUUGAAGAUUUAGUGAUGCAACGCUGGACACGAAUAUUAUUGUCCUCUUAGCUGUAAAGUGAGACACUACAGGGUGAGCUGGGAUUAAAAUUUUUAUUAUUAUUAUUAUUAUUAACACCAUUUUUAUCUUCACCAGUUGAUUGCUGACAUUCUCACACGUAUUUAGUAAUUUAGGAUAAAAAGGGACAUUUCUGGGAUAUAUGAGCUGAUAAUGAAGUGGGCGGGGCUUAAAGCCUUCUAAAUCUAGAUCUAGAAAUCAAAUCAUUUUAUUAUUAUUUUAAAGGAUAGAGACAGAAUAUCAAUUAAAAAGGCUACCAUGGAGUGUUUCAAGAGGAAGCACAUUAAGGGCAUGGAGAGGCCCAGUCAGUCUCCAGUCCUCAAUCCUGUAACUCUGAGCUGAAACUCCCAGUUGCCAAGCGACAGGCACGAAACCUUUAGAAAUUUAGAUUUAGAAAAGAUCUGUAAAGACCAGUGGAACAAACUCCCUCCUGAGAUCAGUGCAAACCAACUAAAGGAGACGUCCUACUUGGUUUCUCCACCCAGUAUGAAGUCAUGUUCUGCUUGGGGAUCAAAUACUUAUUUCCCCCAAUUGAAAUGCCACUCAGUUCAUAAACUGUGUAUCAUGUGCUUUUUAUGGAUUGUUAGUUGAUAUUCAGUCUCUAUGCUUUUAUAUGAAAAAAUUUAUAGACCGUUCAUUUCUUUUUGUAAGUGGCCAAACUUACAAAAUCUGCAGGGGAUCAAAUGAUUAUUUUCCCCCACUGUACAGUAUUUACAAAGUUCUAAAGUUCCUCGACUUGAUUUCAUCACCAACGACGCAUUUCAUGACGUGUUCAUUUAAUAAAAAUAAAUCUCAUUUUAAUAUCUGAAAUUGUUCUUAAUGCGAGCGAACUUUGAACUUGAAAAGAUCUGAUAACUUUUUAGGGGGUGAAAACUGGAAAAAACACAAAUGACUUUCAGACCCACGAACACAUGGCACUUACAGUGUCAGGAUUCGAUCCUGGAGCUUCUUGAGGACUGAAUCCAAAGGUCAGGGGUCGCUCUGUGGUUAAAGCAUUGGACUACAGUGCGGAAGGUCCCAGGUUCAAAUCCCGCGACCACCAGGUUGUUCCUGUGGGGCCCUUGAGCGAGGCCCUUAACCCUCAACUGUUUAGAUAACAAGAUAAAAAUGUAAGUCACUCUGCAUCCGGGCGUCGGCCAAAUGCUGUAAUGUAAAUGAACCACUGUAGGUUGGGUUCUAAUUGAUUGACGGUGAUUUGCACUGGAUUGUAUAAUAAUGCCUGCUUUUAUUUCAUUUCUGUUUUAAAGGCUAAGUAUCGCUCUUUUAUGUCUAAUGGCGUUCAUUUCUUACAAUUAUCGUGGGACAGUCAUAGUUAAAAAUUCCAAUAGGUUAUUUGAUCCGUCUGAUUACGUGGGGGUAAUGGUUCUCUUAAUGCUUCUUAUUUAAAAAAAAAUCUCUUUACUCAGAUAGUCAAACAUAGCCUCUGUUUUUAGAUCACUGAUGUGGACUACUGAUGAUGUCCUAUUUUACUUUGCUUGUGUGUGUGUGUGUGUACUGUACAUUUUAGGUCCAAGACUACUUUAGGCAUUUGAUAUGUUGUAAAUGCAGUAAGUUUUUGCACAAAUCUCCAACAAUCGGGUUGAUUUAUACGUCAUAACCAUAGCAGAGACUAAUGAUAUGAAAAAAAAGAGAUUUUUUCAAUAAUAAAAGAUGUAUAGGACUGAAAAAAUUAAUAAAUAAAAAACUGCAAAAAGUGUAGCAUUUGCUAAAACAUAUAUAUUUUAGUAUAAAUAAAAAAAUCAUACUGAAAAUAAUAAAAAAUAAAAGAU